UUCCUGAAACAUUUGAAGAGGUACUACGAAAAUCGGUCCAGGAUUAAAAACCAUUAAUGCAGUACAUGCCGUAGGUGGAAGAAAUCCCAUCUCCAUAGAGAAACAACUACUUAUUGCCAUAUGGUUUAUGGUUACGCUUGAUUCUUAUAGAUCUGUUUCCACCAAAUUUGGAAUUGGAAAAGCAACUGCGUUUAGAGCACUCCGACGUGUAACAUACGCAUUACAUUGUGCUGCUCCACGACUUAUUCUAUGGCCAAAAGAUCAUGAAAUUGCUACAAGAGUGAUGGAACAAUUUCAAAGAGCAAGUGGUUUUCCGAAUGUCAUUGGCGCUAUCGACGGGACUCACAUUAAAAUUCGGGCUCCAAAAGAAGAUCCUGCUUCAUACGUAAAUAGAAAAGGGUUUCAUUCCAUGAACGUUCAACUUAUAUGUGAUUCACGUGGAUUUUUCACACAUUGUUUUGCUGGACAUGUGGGAUCUGUACACGACGCUCGUGUUUUUCGUAAUUCACCGGUAGCAGAUUUUCUUACAAUGCCUGAAGUAUAUUUUCCUCAAAAUUCCCAUCUAAUAGGGGAUGCUGCAUAUGGUAUUCAUCCACACUUAAUGGUACCAUAUAGAAACAAUGGGCAUUUAACAAAUAGACAGAAAAAUUUCAAUUACUGUCUAUCAUCUACUAGAAUGGCAAUAGAGCGAGCUAUAGGUCAUUUAAAGAUACGAUUUCGGAUUCUCUUAGAUUGUUUACCGUUGACUGAUGUUAAGAAAAUUCCGGACGACUUUAUGCCAACUGUUCAUUGGUCCAGUGGUCUAUACGCCUGA
This is a messenger RNA of Wasmannia auropunctata (little fire ant), 814 nucleotides long. Its product is annotated as putative nuclease HARBI1. Lineage: Eukaryota; Metazoa; Arthropoda; Insecta; Hymenoptera; Formicidae. The coding region runs from base 128 to 814 and encodes 228 amino acids. The transcript is spliced from 3 exons. The record is from RefSeq and is a predicted model, not a curated record.